CUGUGAUUUGUAAUUGUCAAAGUCAACAACAACAAAAUAAAGUAUUGCUUGGACUUGUUUCGAUUUGUCUUUUUUUAAUUUAUUUAAUUGAACUUUGGAUUUACAAUUAUAGAAACAUGGAUAGUAUGCUGGGAAAGAUCAUAUGCAGAACCUGUCUUACCGAGGCUUCCGGUUACAAGUCUUUACUAACAAAAAUGGACGGAGAAGACCGAACCUUGCGGGAAGUUUUGUCUAAUUUCACGAAUAUGGAUAUUUUGUUAAGCGAUAAGUAUCCCAAACAGGUUUGUUUCGAGUGCUAUACGAUGAUAUUCAAGGCUGAUGAGUUCAAAAAGCGAUGUUUACAGUCGGAAACCAUAUUAAAAAAUGGUUUCCUAUCCCACACUUUCGAAGAACUUAUUAAACGCGAAAUGGUUCAUACUGAUCACCCUACUGUCGGCAAUACCCAAAUGAACAACAGUUACGAAGUUUGCGUAACAAAUAAUCUCCCAGCCUCUGGUGAGAUAGACAUAACUGUUAUGGAAAAUUACUAUAACACAACAGAUAAUCUUAAAAACGACAUACAAUUUGUUAAAGAGGAACAAGAUGAUUUUUUACACGACAGUAUUGAUGAUUUACACGAGGAUAUGAUUCCUGAGAGUGAGUCUGUCCAAAACAUAGGCAUAGUUAUCAAUAACACAGGUCUAAAAACCGAUAAAAAAAAAUUAAAAGGCAUCGAAAAAUCAGAAUUUGGUCCAAACACUUACGAUAUCAUAUCAGCGUGUACAUUAUGUGAAGAAGAAUUUCACGAUUUCUCGCUUCUACAAGCUCACAUGCUGUCACAUAAAGAAAAAAACAUUGACAAUGUCGACUAUCAAUGUACAGUCUGCAAAAGCAACUUCACAAACAAACUAUCAUACAAAAUUCACAUAAAAACUCACAAAGAGAAAGUAAGAAUGAAACACAAGAAAACAAAAAGUAACAUUGAAAAUAAAAAUGGUUUGAAUUUAAUGUUAAUUUGUCCAAAAUGUGGGGAGAAGUUUACCAAAAUGGAUUUGUUUCAGUCACAUUUGAAAACUCAUAAAGAGGAGGACAAAAUUGAUGAAGUUGUUAAUAAUAUUAUAAAGUUACAGAAUGAAGUACAGAGGUACCAAUGUUCUCUGUGCAUGCGCAAGUUUGCACGCAGGUCAUCAUUAGUUACUCAUUUAAAACGACAUGACGAUAGGGCGCAGAUUAAAUUUCCAUGUAAAACUUGCAAGAGAGAGUUCCAGCACAAGGCUCACCUGGAGAACCAUGUGGUGCUGGUGCACUCCAAAGAGAAGGGCUUCACCUGCAACAUCUGCAACAGGAGCUUCUCCACACAGGAGAGCCUGGACAGCCAUAAGGAUCGACACAAAGCAGAUAGGAAACAUGAAUGCAAGGUCUGCAGUAAAAGCUUCACAAUGCUGUCAACCCUGACGGAGCACACCAAGAUCCACACCGGCGAGAAGCCGUACCUGUGCUCGGUGUGCGGCCGCGGGUUCAGCCAGAAGAACAACCUGAGCCAGCACAUGCGCCGUCACCAGGGGCUCAAACCCUUCAAAUGUGACACUUGCGAGAGGGGGUUCGUGUCUAAGGGUGAGCUAGAGGCGCACGCUCGCAAGCACAGCGGCGCGCAUCCCUUCGUGUGCGACGACUGUGGGGGCAGCUUCACCACAUCCAGUUCCUUGACCAAGCACAGGAGAAUACACACAGGGGAGCGUCCAUACGCCUGUGACCUGUGCCCCAUGAGGUUCACCGCACUCAACACACUGAAGAACCACAGACGUACACACACUGGUGAGAAACCUUACCAGUGCUCCCACUGUGAGAAGGCCUUCACUCAGAGGAACGAUUUAGUGUCACAUAUACGAUGUCACACCGGUGAGAGACCCUAUAUAUGCACGUGCUGUGGCCAGGCCUUCAGGAAAGCCUCCGCUUUGAAGGUGCAUAUAAAAGUGCAUAGCAAAGAUGGUAUGGUUAUGUAGAUUUAGUAAAUAGGUAAAACAAGUUAAAGUGAGAAACCAUACCAGAGCUCCCAUUCUGACACGAUCUGGUGUCAACUUAGACUAAUUGUAUAAAGAGAUACCUUAGCAUUCCAUGGAUUCACGGUACAGGUGCCGGGUCCAUCGCGUGGUAGAGAGAAAAACACCAAGCAAAGUCCAGGACUUGUGACUACUGGAUGUAGGGUUAAGGUAUUCCUUGACGAUCGAUCAACACUCCCCUUCUUUGCUCGUGUUGUUCCCUGCCUAGCCAAAUUUGGUAAGAUCCUAUUAGAGCAGCUUUGGAUACUCGUUCUUAUAUAGAACUAGCUGCACUUCUAGAGAGGCCAAGAUCUUUAAGCAAGUUAUAGAGAGAUUUGGCUGGUAAUCCUCUCGCACCUACUUCUACGGAGUACAGACAAACUACAUAGCCAUUUUUAGUUAGUUUAUUUGUUUGGUCAUAAUAUUUAUUUAUUUUUAAACUGUGGUCCUUCGGAAUGUUAGUCUCCCACGGCAGAGUAAGCUCUACAAGUACUAUUCGCUUUGUUUGUUUGGACAAAAGGAAAAUAUCUGGUCUAGAUCUCGAAAUACCGACAUAGUAUCACACCCAAAUUCACAAACAAAAUAGUCUGUCAUUUUCUGAGGAGAACGACCUUAGAUUUGGUAUAUAUCUUAUACUAAGUUUUUUCCUGUAUUUUCCACCAUUCAACCACACAAAAAGGUAUUUUUCGAAGCUUUUAACCGAGGAACAAGAUUACGACUAUGUAACUUCGAAUCUACGAGUAUAGAGGCAGUUUUUAUAAUCGCAUUAGAUCGUUGAUCACAUGCUUCGACAGAAAAGUAACAUCUAUUGAGGCAGGUCCUUAUGUGAUUAGUCUGAGGGUAUCACACAUACGAAGUCCGAUGGUUAUACAGCUUUAGUAAAUAGGUAAUAUAAGUUAAAUUAAAAUUAGAAGAAAACUUGGGUACUUGCCUCUUUACCAUUCGUUCUGUGGAUUAUGACGUCAUUUGAAAUACAUACGAUUAUUUAUAAAUUAAAUAACAUUAUUUAAUAUUUUUUUUUAAUUUAAAAAUAUUUCUUACUAUUAGCAUGAAACUUGAUGAUAUUAAAAACAUUUUUUCAAGUGCGAAAAAAAUUUUAUUUUAUUUAAUUAAUUUAUAAUUUAAUUAAUAUCAUCGUGAUCCAAGGAACAAUAUGAACUACCUAGGAGUGAAUAUUAUUAAGAAUUGAAUGAAUGGAAUAAAUCGAAAUAAAGACUGAAAAUUAAAAUCUCUGGUGUUUGUGUUUAUUAGUUUUUAGCAAUGAUAUUUUAUACUACAGAUAGGACAUUAGCGCAUCAAAACUGAGGUGAAAAUGUGCAUAAUUGUCUUAAUUUCAUUUAGUCGCUUGUUAAACAACGAACGUUAUUUAAACAAAUAAUACCUAAAUAUCGUAUACAAUGUCGAGUUGUGUGUUUAGGAAGUGUAAAAACUGUAUAUACAUGAAUAUAUAAUGGAAUUAAAGACAAAAUUGUGCGUGUGUGCGCUCAGUGGUGUAGCUGAAUUCGGAUCACUUUUUGCGAUGAUUUUGUAGGCACGUCUAAAGUAUAAAAUUAUCAUUGGUUUUUAGUGAACUGAGAUAGAUAAUUUGUAAAUAAGGUUCUGAAAUAAUACAUCAAUAUCUAAAUCAAUUGUACAAAAACUGUUAACAAUAUUAAUUUAUUUAAAUGUAAUAAAUGACGAAAAUCGGUUAUAUGAAAUAAAUACUUACUUUGAUAUUGAGCUAAAAAGUAGUUAUAUAGGAAUUUGUUCAUCAGUUUCAGAUAUUAGCAUGAACAGACAGACUAAUGAAUAAUGAAUCUGUUUGUCGACUUAUAUGAAUAAUAAACUAGUGUUUGUACGAUUUUCACAAUUAAGUUAUUAGGAAACCUUUGUACAAUAUUAAUGGGGAUGAUGACUAGGUUUGAAUAUAUUGAUUUUUAUGAUUCAUUCGGGUAAUUAAGGUCAAUGUUAACUAAUUUGUACAUAAAAAGCAAAGAUUGUAUGGAUAUUUGCAAAAUAAAUGAGAUUAUAAAGUUUCGAAAUCUAUUAAAAAUCUUUUAUCGUUAUUAGAUUUGACAUUAAAUGUGACAUUUUUUUUAAAUAUUAACUAUAAACAUAAACGCACAAAUAACAAAGAUAUUAGUAAUUUUGUUUGAACGCACAUACAAAUCUAACGAUCAUUAUUUACCUAAGACGUCAUUAGUUCGUACCAUUUUGUAUGGGGCGUUUUUCAGGGAUCCGCGGCAGCGCCGCAAAACUGACCCUUUAAAUCCCUGUAGCUCCGAAAGUAAUGAUCGCAGAUACCCUGUUCCUUUUACAAAAUUGCUUUACUAUUAGCAUACUAUUAAUUUAUAUACAAUUUAAAAAACUGUCAUCAUCGCUAUUGUAUUAUAAUAAUAACUUAGUGUCAUUGUAGGCGAAUAUUUGGUGAUAAGAUCAAUUGAUUUGGUGAUAACUUGAGGUGAGGUAAGGAGGUAAGUAGCUACGGCCGAAGCCUCCCACCAGCCAAAAGUAUCUUUAGUCAUGAAUAAGUAACUUGAACGAAGGAUGUUUAGCUUUAGUUGUAAGGUAUUACUGUUUGUGCGUAAAAAUGAAGGGGUGUUAGCAAAUAAGUAACAUGUUUAAUUUAUUAUUCCAAUCUAAGAUGGAAGCGGGCUAACUUGAAAAUCCCUACCCAUUUAGGUUUUUAUAAAUUCAUCGUACCGGAACGCUAAAUCGUAAAAGCGGUACGAAUUUGCCUAUAGGGUGGUAACUAGCUACGGCUGAAGCCUCCCUCCCACAACCACCCUUAGACAACUUAAGUAAUCUACAAACAGCCGAGUCGGGUAUCGAACCCAGGACUUCCGUCUUGUAAAUCCACUACACAUACCACUGCGCCACGGGAGCGGUCAAACAUCUCUCAUCAAUUUAUUAUUAUCUAUCAUUAGUGAUAUGCAUUUUUUGGUAAACAGGUUUCGAUGUCUCACGCCUCUCCCUGUGUCGCUCUAAAUAAUUUAACAAUACACACAGCACAGCACAAUCACAUUUUUGUGUGUAAACAGAAACACGUAUGUGCUGACAUUACUACUACAUUCAAAACUAUACCGUCUUCCGGAAAUGGGAUAUCUAUGAUUAUUAUUAUUUAACUAAUUUAAAAUAAUAUUUAAUUGUGAUUAUUUUGUAAAUGUGUAAUUAAAGUUCUCUUGAUGAGAGUGUUAUUAUUUUAAAUAAUAUCACAACAUAAUGUAUUACUUUUAAGAUUUUUUUUAUACAAUGUUGACAAUGUAAACAUUAAAUUAUGUAGUACCUACUUAUAGUUCAUUGAAAUGUUACAUGAGCUUUGCAUUUUUUAGAGGACGCAUUUUUCAGGUGUUGUUUUCACUCCUUUUUUUCAAGAUGGCGGCCGGGGGUCAAGGGUGGCGACCCCAUAAACUUGAGGUUAAGCUUCUAUGGACACAUGUCCCAAAAAUAAAAUUGCAUCCUCUAAAAAAUGCAAUACUAGGUCCUUAAAUUGUAACAUUUCAAUGAACUAUUAUGUGACCGACUUAGAUUGGAUUCUACUGUAAAUAUUAAGUACUUUGAAAAAAAUAUGUCGAUAUAAAAUCGUAUUUUCUUUUAUAAGUUUUAAGUUUACCCGUCCCUUGUAGAUAAACAUAAACCACAAAAUAUUGCCUAUUUAAACAUUUAUAAUUUAUCGCUUACGAGCGAACUUAGUGUUACUUACACUUAGUGUUUUUGGCAUUUAGUAAUAUACGAGUAUGUACCUAUAUAAUUUUAUACGAGUAUGUAUAUAAUUUUGGAUACAUAAGAGUACUUGGAAUCAUUGUAAAAAUGAGAUAUGAAUUUUGGAAUGAAAUACAUAAUUUGAUUGUAAUAAUUUA
Bicyclus anynana (squinting bush brown) is the source of this 5857-nucleotide messenger RNA. RefSeq names its product gastrula zinc finger protein XlCGF57.1. The transcript is spliced from 5 exons. The record is from RefSeq and is a predicted model, not a curated record. Gene Ontology annotation, biological process: regulation of transcription by RNA polymerase II. Bases 117 to 1982 code for a protein of 621 amino acids. Gene Ontology annotation, molecular function: RNA polymerase II cis-regulatory region sequence-specific DNA binding; DNA-binding transcription factor activity, RNA polymerase II-specific; zinc ion binding. Gene Ontology annotation, cellular component: nucleus. NCBI's taxonomy places the organism in Eukaryota, Metazoa, Arthropoda, Insecta, Lepidoptera, Nymphalidae.